GCCUACGGCCCCCGGAGCGCUCCACUCGCCGCCGCGGGAGAGCCCGGUGCCCUCUCGCCGCCCCGCUCAGAGGCUCAGAUGGCUCAGGCGAAGAUCAACGCCAAGGCCAACGAGGGGCGCUUCUGCCGCUCCUCCUCCAUGGCCGACCGCUCCAGUCGCCUGCUGGAGAGCCUGGACCAGCUGGAGCUCAGGGUUGAAGCUUUGAGAGAAGCAGCAACUGCUGUUGAGCAAGAGAAGGAAAUCCUCCUGGAAAUGAUCCACAGCAUCCAAAACAGCCAGGACAUGAGGCAGAUCAGUGACGGAGAAAGAGAAGAAUUAAAUCUGACUGCAAAUCGUUUAAUGGGACGAACUCUCACCGUUGAAGUUUCAGUAGAAACGAUUAGAAACCCCCAGCAGCAAGAAUCCCUAAAGCAUGCCACGAGGAUAAUUGAUGAUGUGGUCAAUAAGUUUCUGGAUGAUUUGGGAAAUGCUAAGAGUCAUUUAAUGUCUCUCUAUAGUGCAUGUUCAUCUGAGUUGCCACCUGGGCCAGUUGAUCAGAAGUUUCAGUCCAUAGUAAUUGGUUGUGCUCUUGAAGAUCAAAAGAAAAUUAAGAGAAGAUUAGAGACUCUGCUUAGAAAUAUUGAAAACUCUGACAAGGCUAUCAAGCUAUUAGAGCAUUCUAAAGGAGCCAGUUCUAAAACUCUGCAACAGAAUGCUGAAAGCACAUUUAAUUAGUCUUCAAACCUAAGAGCACUUACAAAUAAUGAUGUAAAAAUGAUAAAAUACUAUUUUAAAUAACUAGUUCUUUAUGUUAGGCAUAACCACUUAUUUGAUAACAGUUUCAGAUGAGGAAAAUAUUCAUGUUGUCAGUUUUAUGAAUAACAAAACUAGAAAUAUUUUAAUUACUAGAUUGAAUUCUUGUCAUGUACUAGGAUCUAGCACAUUAUAUAUAUAUAUAUUUUACUAUACUGUGGAUGAAUACAUAGUAUGUGGGGAAAAGUAUAAGUGCUCAGCUAGGGGCAAAAGCAUCAGUGCUCUUUCCUGGGCUUUCUCUGGCGUGGAAACAUGGGCAACUGGGGCAUUUAGUUGACUAGAAAUUCUUUAAUCUUAAGCAGCACACAAUACACACAUAGUGUUAACAAAGCACUGUGCUUAGCGAGGUAAGAGAAUCACAAAACAAGAACCUUUCCUGAUGUCCUCUCAUUUAGCAAUUUUUUAGGCACCUGGAUCAAAUGAUUUUGAACUUAAAGAUUUAUGCAUCUCAUAAUAUGAAUGUAUUUUUAAAUACAUGAAAACAUGACAUAAAAUGUGAGAAAAUCACCUACAAUUUUACCACUGCGAAUGAUUGUAUAUCCACUUUAUCUUUUCUCAAAUGCACCAUUUCUCUAAAAUUUUAAUGUUGUAACUUGCCUUUUGUUUUUUAAAGGUAAACACUGCUAUAAAAAGUCUGCUUAACUUUCAACUUAAAAAGCUCUAUUUUGUGUAGUUGUACCAUAACUUACUUAUCCAUUCCUCUUUUACUGGACACAAGCUGUUUCCAACUUGUUGCUAUUACUGCAAUAUAUUUAUGUACAUAGAGCUUUUCCUUUCUUUUGUUUUUGAUUUUCUUUGUAUAAAUUACCAGGUCAAAGGGUAUAGACAUUUUCAUGGUCUGUCACAUCAAUUUAUGCUGUCUUCAGUAAUUACAAUGUAGCUAUUCCACUGAAAUCUUUCCAGCAUUGAGCAUCACAUCUUCUCUAACAUUAGAUAUAAAACACCUUAAUUUAGUUUGCAUUUUGUUUACUAACAAGGUGGGGAUUUUUUUUUUUUUUCCUUUUUGGUGGCUGGCCUGUAUGGGGAUCCAAACCCUUUGACCUUGGUGUUAUAACACAGUGCUCUAACCAACUGAGCCAACUGGCCAGCCCUGUUUACUAACUAGGUUGACCAAUGUAUUGAUUCUUUAUCUGUGAUAAAUGAAGCAACUAUAGAACAAUUAUUUGCUCAAAGAAACUAGUGCUAUUGAUAUACAAAACCCUCGACCACUUUUUUAAAUACUGCUUUGAAAUGAAUACAUCAAACCAUUUAUAUGUACAUCUCUCAAUGCAAACAAUUUUGAGCUUCAUUUUCUGUACAAAAAUGCCAAGUCUCUAUAAAAAGUGAUUACAAUCUGA
Messenger RNA from Cynocephalus volans (Philippine flying lemur), 2129 nucleotides. It is a transcript of the gene BAG2, whose product is annotated as BAG cochaperone 2. NCBI's taxonomy places the organism in Eukaryota, Metazoa, Chordata, Mammalia, Dermoptera, Cynocephalidae. Gene Ontology annotation, biological process: protein stabilization. Gene Ontology annotation, molecular function: adenyl-nucleotide exchange factor activity; protein-folding chaperone binding. The transcript is spliced from 3 exons. The record is from RefSeq and is a predicted model, not a curated record. The coding region runs from base 79 to 714 and encodes 211 amino acids.